This is a messenger RNA of Chironomus riparius, 1195 nucleotides long. Lineage: Eukaryota; Metazoa; Arthropoda; Insecta; Diptera; Chironomidae. The record is from the annotation of a GenBank genome assembly.
AUUUUUUUAUGUUACUGAAUAAGUAAACGAUCCCUUCGAAAAAGAAUAAAAUCAGUUUUUUGAUAGUUUUCAAUUCUUGUUAAUAAUACUACAAUAUAUUUUUAAUUCUCAAUGAUGAACGAAGAUUUAAGUUUUUCCGAGGCAAGAGAUGUUCUUCGUAAAUGGAGAGAUGACAAUGAGAGGAAAAGUGAUGAGGUGGUUCAAGUUUUCGAGUACUGUCUUGCUGAUAAAGUAAAGAAACUAGGCAAUGAAAAACUGAUAAUAUUGGAACAAGUUUUUAUAGCUUCUCUAGAUUGUGGACGCAUUAAACUAGCUGAAGACUGUAUUCGUGUUUUGAUUUCAGAGUUUCCAGAAAGUUUAAGGAUCAUGAAGCUCAAAUCUAUGCUUUUGGAGGCCUUAGAACGAUAUGAUGAUGCUUUAGACGUAUUGGAAAGCAUUAUAAAACGAGAUGAGACGAAUGCAGGACCACGGAAGCGCAAAGUAGCAAUUUUAAAAGCUAAAGGACAAAUUGGAGAUGCUAUAAAGGAAAUGUGCGACUAUUUAAAGAAGUUCAUGUCAGACCAAGAAGCUUGGCACGAGCUUUGUAAUUUAUAUCUAAUGGAAGGAGAUUAUAACAAAGCAGCUUUUUGUAUGGAAGAAGUUUUACUUCACAAUCCAUACAGCCAUUUAAUUCACCAACGUCUUGGAGAUAUCCGGUACACGAUUGGCGGACAGGACAAUAUUGAGAUUGCAAAAUCUUACUAUGCUCAAGCUAUAAAAUUAAACGGAAAUAAUUUACGUGCAUUAUAUGGGCUUUAUUUGUGUUGUAAUCACAUUGCAUUAUCAAAAGCCCAAAUAGCGAAAAGGAAAGAAGCCCAGAAACUUGCUUCGUGGGCCUUGCAAAAAAUAUCCGAAAUUACUGAAAAGUCAACAGGCAAAUCAUCAAAUUUAACAGGCGUUAGUGCAUUGGAAGCAGCAUUUGGAAAUUUAGAUAUAAAAACAAAUUGAAUCAAUUAGCAUUUCCUGUUUUGAAUCUUUUUAUUUUUCUCCCCCCAAAUAUAAUCAUUUUCGCUAAAGAUUUAAUUUUUAUUUCAAUUUAAUUUCGGUGGUUUGUGUUAUUUAUGAAACUUUAUUUAGCAAGUAGGUCGGAAAAACAUUAAAUUUAGUUGAAAAUCCAAUAUAUGUAACUAUUUCAUCAUCAUGAUUCCAAUUUUAC